Messenger RNA from Ogataea philodendri, 1434 nucleotides. RefSeq lists its product as uncharacterized. The transcript has a single exon. Gene Ontology annotation, biological process: DNA damage checkpoint signaling; DNA repair. Gene Ontology annotation, cellular component: checkpoint clamp complex. Bases 1 to 1434 code for a protein of 477 amino acids. NCBI's taxonomy places the organism in Eukaryota, Fungi, Ascomycota, Pichiomycetes, Pichiales, Pichiaceae. The record is from RefSeq and is a predicted model, not a curated record.
AUGGCCCUUGAGACCAUCUCAUUUUCCGCCUCCACAAGCAACAUCGUUGCCAUCCACCAGCUGAUCUCGUCGAUCUUGCCCUUCGGCGGCAGCUGUCUCAUCAACAUCACCGCCAAUGGGCUUGGCUUCAGUGUGGUUGAUAACAACAUUUGCAAAGUGUUUUUGACCCUCGAUAAACGCAUCUUUAGCAGUUUUCAGUUCAACCCAACUUGGAUCAAGAAAGAACGUGUCUUGGUCUCGGACGACGAGGGCACGACCGACGACGAUGCAGACUUAGACUCGGUCCCGGACCGAGCCCGCUCCAUUUCCGUCAACCUUGAUCUCAAAUCGCUAAUCGAAACAAUAAAUAUACACAUCCCAGGAGACAAGGAAAACAUCGACCUACGAACAAAAUGCAUCAUGAGCUACCAGGGCGAGGGGCAUCCGUUUGUGUUGACGUUCGAAGACGACUUCAUCAUCGAAAGGUGCGAACUAACGACACUGUUUAUCGACCCCUCCGAUUUCGAGGCAGACUCCACAGACUCUCAGUCUGAACCAUCGCUUUUCCAGCUCGACACAUCAAAAACGAUGCUCGACCUCACGCUACAGUCGUCCAUUGUUUACGACGCCCUUAAAGAUAUGAAAGACUUGAACACCCAGGAACUUAUCAUCUACUGCUCCAACACCGAGCCAGAGAGCCAGAAGAAACUGGUGCUAAUAUCCAAGUCAGAGGACGACUCCAUUGGCUACUCCAAGCUACUAGUUCCCACCAGAAAACCAUUCCUCAAAGAACUGAGUCUGUUCAAGCCGGAACCAACAGAGUCCCAUUUCCAAAUGGUACCCUGCUCAACUACGAUCUCGUCGUUCUACAACUUUGCAUACUUCUCCAAGAUCCUCAAGGCCAUCCGUCUGUCUAAAUCGAUCAAAAUCCGCAAAGAUCUUGGCGGACUCACAUCUGUUUCGCUGCUUGUGGGGUCUUCAUCUUUGAACGGAUCUAAUCUGUCUUCCGCAGACGGCAAGAACCUGUUCUACGGCACCGGAGUCGAGUUCACCACACUGGAGUCCACACAGGUCGACGACUCUGGUGCGUUCAGAAACGGCUACCACAACCGGUUUGUGGAGCAGCUGAUACGAGAAGACGAAAACGUCAAGGUGAUCAAAAUCGCCAGAAACGGCCAAUUGACCACCAUCGACGACUACUUUCAGUCCGUCAACACACAGUUGUCUGUGCCGAGCUCGGCUGGCGAGCCAAAUGAGCUCCAGAUCACCGACGAGCUGGCCCAGUCUGUCCUGGGACUCGGCCCUGCACCCGCACAGGAACCGAAACAGACCGGCCCGACCAAGCCGUCGCGGUCGAAAAAACGCAAGCUCGAACCCCGCAAGAAUAACAAGUCCGAUAAGGCAGACCGACUGCAGACCGUGGGCGGUGCCAUCGAGAUCCCGCUCUUUAUCUAA